AUGCAACCUCAAAAAGUAGCUAUUGUACUGGAUGAACAAUCCGUAACAUAUGGUGAACUUCUUCACAGUGUGAAUCAACUUGCGUUUCGCCUAUCGACUGAAUUCAACGUUCAACCAGGUGAUAUUGUUUGCCAAUGUGUUGAACGAUCGAUAGAGAUGAUUGUUGGUCAACUAGGUAUUCUUGCGUGUGGAGCUACUUAUGUGGCUUUGUCACCGAAUGAUCCACCCUCGCAUCUUGCCAUUCUUAUUCAGCAGACUGGGUCUCGUCUUAUUCUUGUUCAACCAACGACACGUGAUAAAUUUGAAAGCAUUAUAACAACAUUACAUGUGACCUAUGAUAUACAAACGGACGAGCUACCGCCUCCUGUUGGAGUGAAACUCGAUAAUCUGGCUUAG
Rotaria sp. Silwood1 is the source of this 396-nucleotide messenger RNA. The record is from the annotation of a GenBank genome assembly. Lineage: Eukaryota; Metazoa; Rotifera; Eurotatoria; Philodinida; Philodinidae.